AUGGAUGACAUCAACUCUGAAGUACGGAUCCUCCAGUCUUUGGAACACAGAAACAUAGUCCGAUUCUAUCAUGUCAUUAACACACUGGAAAAGACUUAUGUGGUCAUGGAGUAUGUGGCAGGAAAUCACUUGGAGAUGUUCCUCAGGGACAAAACCUAUCUAAAGGAGGAAGAAGCUAGACCAAUAUUCCAAAAGAAUAUCCUGAUUGACAGAGCUGGAAACGUGAAGCUUUGUGACUUUGGGAUGGCUAUUCAGCUCCAAGAGGGGCAGAAGCUGAAGAAUGUCUGUGGCUCUUUGCGCUAUAUGGCUCCAGAGAUCUUGGCGAGGAAACCCUAUGAUGGGCUCCCAGUUGACAUGUGGAGCUUGGGAGUGGUCCUAUAUGUACUGGUCACAGGACAGUUUCCAUUUACAGCAACUACAAUUCAUGGUAUGCACAGGCUUGUCACUAAUACAGAGUACCCCAUUCCCUACAACCUCUCAAAGGCCUGUCGCAAGAUCAUUGCACAAUUGCUCACAGUCCCCACCCAGUACAGGAUAACAAUAUGUCAGCUCCUAGAAAGAAGAUGGCUGGGCCAUAUUAAAGGGCACGUAGAACCUGCAAGUAAAGAAAUCCUUCCCAGGGUUGUAGACACUAUGUGCAACAUUGGCUAUACCUGUGAAGAGAUUGUGUCCUCCUUAAGAAAAAGGCAAGAAAGUAAUAAUGUAACAGCAACUUUCAAUAUUCUGAAACACAAAUUGAGCUGUGGGGACAGUCAUCAGCAAAACGGGAAGCCCUGUUUAAACAGAAGCCCAGGAGGUGCUCUUCACCCCCUUGUCUCCUUGAAACGGGCAGCCAGUGAAACGGCCUUGGCAAAAAAUAUAGAAUCUGGGAAGGCUGACUUUCAGGAGAAUGGUGUGGAUAGAAGAGGUGAGAGAUGCCAAAGCUAUAAGAUGCACAAUAAAUACUCCUGCUUGGAGAUGAUGCCCUGUUCAGAUGAAAUACUUCCAAAAAGAAUUAUCAGGAAGGCUAAAGUCAUCCACAGUGCUACUGGGGAAAUUGCAAUCAACAUAAAUUCUGUGGAAAGCCUGCCACCUACAGGGAUUCCGAAUAAGGAAUUCUCCAUAGAGCAACCAUCCUUGUGGCCCAACAUUGCCCAUGAACAUUCCUAUUUUGGAUCCACAACCUCUGCAUCCAGACCAUUCAAGGCUUGGAAGCUGAUAAGGAAACGAAUAACCCAUGCAUUCAGAACACUGUGCUGUGUUCCUGAACCACUCCAUGGUGAAUCCUUGAUCGUCAUGUAA
Molecule: messenger RNA, 1281 nt
Organism: Mesocricetus auratus (golden hamster)
Lineage: Eukaryota; Metazoa; Chordata; Mammalia; Rodentia; Cricetidae
Product: sperm motility kinase Z-like
Exons: 2
Coding region: 1-1281 (426 amino acids)
Biological process (GO): protein phosphorylation; intracellular signal transduction
Cellular component (GO): cytoplasm
Molecular function (GO): ATP binding; protein serine/threonine kinase activity
Source: RefSeq, a predicted model, not a curated record